This is a messenger RNA of Thunnus maccoyii (southern bluefin tuna), 1970 nucleotides long. It is a transcript of the gene phyh, whose product is annotated as phytanoyl-CoA 2-hydroxylase. NCBI's taxonomy places the organism in Eukaryota, Metazoa, Chordata, Actinopteri, Scombriformes, Scombridae. Bases 114 to 1118 code for a protein of 334 amino acids. Gene Ontology annotation, biological process: fatty acid alpha-oxidation. The transcript has 9 exons. Gene Ontology annotation, molecular function: phytanoyl-CoA dioxygenase activity. The record is from RefSeq and is a predicted model, not a curated record.
ACUGACAGUGGGAAGGGGGUGUGUGUUAUCAUCACUGUAACAUUACCCUUUGCCCCAGUCAGGAAUAGUUUUCCGUGUUCACCGGGAUCACCGGAUCACUAACUGACUGGAAAAUGUCACGGGCUGCGGAGAGACUCAGACUGCUGAUCAAUCAUCUUGAUCGACCACCUGCUGUGAUCGCGGCUGCACCAACUUCUGCCCAAACCUUCACCUACAGUCACCCACACAAGCUGAGAUACACUUUUGAUAACGACCUGCUGACCCCAGAACAGCGACACUUCUAUGAGGAAAAUGGCUUCAUUCUCAUCAAGAAUCUGGUGUCUGAGGAGGACAUCGACAUGUUUAGGAAGGAGUUUGAACGGAUCUGUCGCCAGGAAGUGAAGGUUCCUGGUCUGGUGGUGAUGAGGGAUGUGGCGAUCGUUAAGUCAGAGUUUGUUCCAGAUCAGAAAGCGGUCUCCAAACUCCAGGACUUCCAGGAGGAUCCUGAACUAUUCCGGUACUGCUCCUUACCGCAGAUCCUGAAGUAUGUGGAGUGUUUUACUGGACCCAAUAUCAUGGCCAUGCACACCAUGCUGAUCAACAAACCUCCUGAUGCAGGUAAGAAGACGUCCCGUCACCCGAUGCAUCAGGAUCUGCAUUACUUCCCGUUCCGACCAGCCGACCGGAUUGUCUGCUCUUGGACAGCGAUGGAGAAAGUGACCAGGCAGAACGGCUGCCUGGUCGUGCUGCCGGGAACACACACCAGCACGCUGCAGGAGCACGACUACCCCGAGUGGGAGGGUGGGGUGAACAAGAUGUACCACGGAAUACGUGGAUACAACCCGCAGCACCCCAGGGUGCACCUAGAGAUGGAGAAGGGUGACACGGUCUUCUUCCACCCGCUGCUGAUCCACGGCUCUGGCAUGAACCAGACAAAGGGCUUCCGCAAGGCUAUCUCCUGCCACUAUGCAGGCGCUGACUGUUAUUACAUCAACGUGAAGGGAACCACGCAGGAAAAUAUCGAGAAGGAGGUGCAGGAGAUCGCAGCCAGGAAGUACGCUAUCGGCAGUGAAAUUGCCUUCCAGGAUACCUGGGCUGUCCGAGGUCGUCUCGUGCAAGGAGAGAGGAUUUCACUGUGAGGUCACCAUGGACGUGCUUAAAUCUACGUCUACAUCACUGCUAAUCCCUGAGUUGAAAUGAGAGCAGAUUGAUAUAGUUGCUGGGUAUGAAGCAACAGGUCUUUUACAUUAGCAUAGAAAACAUUUUAGGCUUCCUUUUAAUUGAAGCUGAGUACAGAAAAAAAAGAUCUUGUCAUCUAAUUGUUUGUAUCCUACAAUUUCUAAUUUUCUUUCGUAGUGGAAGAAUGUAAUCUCUAGAUUACUGGGAGCUGGGCUGUGUCUUGCAGGAUAUAUCAAAGAAGAGGAAAAUGUCUGCAGAGAUGAGCAAGUAGUAGUAUUUUAGAAAUAUAAUAUAGAGCGUGUUGUUCUCACCAACAACAUAAAGACAGGAACUGUUAUUUAACUAGAAAACAUCAGUUAUCUCACCUCCUGCUACUUGCUUUACAGCAUUUUACAGGGCAAAAUGCAGUUGAAAUAACACCAAAACCUUAACAGAAAGGGAUGUUAGCCGCACAGAUAGACAGGCUUGAAAAAGAUGAUUUGUGGCAUGUUAAUUAGGACAAAAAUGAGUAUUUUUAUAGAGUGAGUGAGUGAGAGAGAGAGAGAGAGAGGCAGAGUGAGAAGAGAGAUUUUAAUGAAAGUGAUAUUUAAGCAGAAAUGUAGAAAUCACCUGGGUUGACUGUGGUACUUGUCAAUAAACACUAACAGAGGCCUUGAGUUUAUAUUGCCUUAUAAAUUUGUCAAAGUGUUAAUUUUCUUGUGUCUGUUGAUAUGAUUUUAACUGUUUGAUGAUGAGUGAAUGGAUGCUGUUUUAGGAUCUUGUUCUGAUCAGUUUAAUAGCAAUAAACUCAGAAAUGACUUGUAUAAUAAUGA